GUUUAGCCGCAUUGUCUAGCUGCAAUAUGGUUAGACUGGGCUUAAGCCUCCCCGAAAGGCUCUCGUCGGAGCGGACGAUGUUAGCCAUCGCGGAGCCGCUCCUCCUCUCCGCGAUACGCUUUGUUCGACCCAACUGCUAAUUCUCAAUCCCCCGCAGCUCCAUUUCCUUAGACAAAUCUCCAGAUUCCCCACACUCAGGAUUGCGGGGAGAGUGUUCAUCUAUCCCUUCUCGUCUAUGACAGGAAAAGAAAAGCUACAUAUUUUCUACGUCAAAGUCGACAGACAGGGCGUGUUUUGUUACUUUGUCUCGCCGCAUGCAAUACUGUUCCGACAAUGUGAUUGCGGCUAUGACAGGCUCAAAUAGUAUCGGCUCAUUCACACUUUCAGUGCAGCAUUCUGAUCAUGCGAAAAGAACAAUUCAACGCCCAGUGGAUGAUCCUGCCGCUCUAAUCCUGGAAGCCUGGUCGCAAGGCCUCAUGACGGGCUCUCUCCUCAUCAUGGCUGCAGUCACGUAUGCAAACAUGCGACCAGGUGUUUUGCUGCAUAAGUUAAUCUUAUUAGAGUUGAUUCUGGCUCUAGCCCACGGGACAUUCAUAUUUGCCCCGGACCCUGUGUACGGCUGGUAUCUGGCUGCAUCCGCGAUUGGAUUGAUUAUAUCCUGGUCUUUGCACAAUGUGAUCGCAUGGAUGAAGAACAGGCCGUUCAUGGGCCGCAAACUUUCGCUCUUCUAUGUCGGCACGAUCGUCCUGGCUCAGCCAUACUGGGCAACUGAGAUUUACGCCAACUUCGCUUAUUUCAACAACGCAAACCAUACUGUUUACGAAAAGAUCCGCCCCUGGGAAGCACUAUUUCGCGAUCCAUGGUGGAUUUAUACAACGUGCAACCUCUUUUGGGUGGUCAAGACACACUACAACUUUGGCAUCCUCGAGUUAGUACGAGAAUGUCCUCGAUUUGGCCUCAUGCUGGUCUCAAUGUGUCUCUCGGUUGUCUUCAUUCCCCUCGACAUUAUAAGCGUGACAGGGGCACUCAGAUCCGCCAUGCCGCUGGGCAUCAAUCCUUUUUGGAAAGUAUGCUCCCAUUCAGUUUCCACUGGAAGCAUUUAGUACCUCUUAUAUCCCGCGCUGACGGGCGUUUUAUCCUUUAGCUAUGUUUCAUGUUCAAGUGCCUCUGCGAUACCGUGAUUCUGGAUGAUUUCAAGACUGCGCUUGACAGGCUUAGUGCUAGAUGGCUCGCGAGGCAAGGAAUCGAAGGAUUCCACACACUAGGUCGGCAACUCCUUCGAUCGCCCUUCCAUUCCAUUCAUGCGAUGAAGUCCUGACGUAUCGUGUAUUCUUAGAUUUCAGAAGCCACCCGACCUUUACUGAUGAGCGAGUAACGCCGCGCAUGGGAGAUAUUAUCUCCUUGAAACGCCCAGUGAGCGCUGUACAUAUUGAGUGAAGGGGAAUAUUAUGACUAGCCUCCGCCUUUGGAAAUAUAAGACGGACGAUAGACGAUUUAGUAUAACAAACAACCAUUUCCAUGACACGGAACUGGGGGCGGGAUGGAGCACUAUGUAUAUGGGUGCUAAGAAAAAGCUGCACAAAACAAUGGAAUUUCCGGUCAUAUUGUCCAGAAUUUGCCACAGC
Messenger RNA from Penicillium brasilianum, 1625 nucleotides. Lineage: Eukaryota; Fungi; Ascomycota; Eurotiomycetes; Eurotiales; Aspergillaceae. The record is from the annotation of a GenBank genome assembly.